UGACCGGAAGUGACAUCAGGGCUACGAUGGCGGCUCGCAGUUUGGUUCCGGUUCUUCCGUGAAGUCGAGGAGGUAUUGAUGGCGACCAGUUUGAGCACCGGCGUGUGCUGAGGUUUUCUCGCGUUUGCGACGAGAAACAACAAGUGAGAGGCGGUCAGCUUCGGCUCAUUGUCCUCGCAGCGACGCCGGUCGCGUGCCUCCUCAGGCACUGAGGCAGCUGCCGCCCGCGCGCUCUCUCUUCUCCUCGCGCCGGCCGGGACUCGCUCGGUUCUGCAUCCGGACGGAGUCGGAGAGAAUGGAGCUGAAGGAGCUGCAGGAGCUUCUCCGGACAGCCUCCCGCUGAGGCGCUCCGCCGCUGUUUCGGCGCCUCCUUUUCGCUCUCUCUCCCGGCUGUGGAACUUAGACAGUCACACAGUGCCCGCCGGGGCUGCGGGCGGAGUGAACCGCGUCCGCACCGCACCGCUCUGCUCUCCCGGCGCCGGCCGGGACCCGCCGGGUGCCGCCGACAUCAUGCUGAAGAGCCGCCAGUGGCUCCUGGGGCUCCGCUCUCUGCUCAGCCUCACGUCCCGGGUUUGGGCCUUCGUCGUGUUCCUGCUCAGGAAGCACCUGCGCACGAUCAUUCAGUACCAGACAGUGCGCUAUGACAUUUUACCCCUCUCACCCAUCUCCAGAAACAGAUUGAAUGCGGUGAAGAGGAAGAUCCUGGUGCUGGAUCUGGAUGAGACGCUGAUCCACUCACACCACGAUGGGGUCCUGAGGCCCACUGUACGACCUGGCACACCGCCUGACUUCAUCCUCAAGGUUGUAAUAGACAAACACCCAGUCAGGUUCUUUGUGCAUAAAAGACCGCAUGUUGACUUCUUCUUAGAGGUGGUCAGUCAGUGGUAUGAGCUGGUUGUGUUCACUGCCAGUAUGGAGAUCUAUGGCUCAGCAGUAGCCGACAAACUGGACAACAACAGAGGCAUCCUGAGGCGGCGAUACUACAGACAGCAUUGUACCCUUGACCUGGGCAGUUAUAUAAAAGACCUGUCGGUAGUACAUGGCGACCUCUCCAGUAUAGUCAUACUGGACAACUCGCCCGGCGCUUAUCGAAGUCACCCAGACAAUGCAAUACCAAUAAAGUCGUGGUUCAGCGACCCCAGCGACACAGCGCUUCUCAAUCUGCUGCCCAUGCUGGAUGCACUAAGGUUCACCGCUGACGUCAGAUCCGUCCUCAGUAGAAACCUCCACCAGCAUCGACUCUGGUGAUGGUCCUCGGGGCUUCGUCUGCACUUCGAAGCCCCUGUGGCUGCUGAUGCCCCCGACCGCUGGCCCCCACCUCUAAUCCAUUAUCUGUCCGUAGCCCACCUCAAAGAUGGGGUGGAUACAAAGACAAAGGUGGAGGAGGGAUGGAGCAGCAUCAGGACUGGAGGAACUGGAAUCAAGUCGGGAGGCGAGCUGUCCUCCUUUUCUGCAAAACAGAGUCUCUGCCUAACAGUUCCGGGUACCGUGUGUGUGUGUCAGGGUAGAGGGGGAGUCUGAGAGCGUGUGUGCUUGGAGUGGUGCUUAUGUCUGUAACCACAUGUGUGUGCGCGUUUGCAGGGUGAGCUUGAAUAUCUUUUUUGCAGCAAGUCUUUUUCACUCAGAAGAAUAAGAUCCAAAUGGACAGGGAAGGAUAGAGAGACGAUGAAACCAGCCUUACGCUUUCUCUCCUGGAUACACGUUGCCCUGUGCCCAACCACACACCCAGCCACACACCUAGCCAUCCCUGGUCUUCCUGAUGAGAUGAAGAGCCAUCAUUCCCGCUCAGUGAGUUUGUUCCACUGAACAUGGCCAAGGGUGAUGGGACAUGGCACCCCGGAGGUGUGAUCUGUUUGUCUCCCAGAAAGUGACCUGCGUACCGGCUGCCGUGUUGCAGACCGAGUGUUGAUGACACACAGAUGUAUGACAUAAGGAAAGUGAGGUGUGGGGUUACCUUGCUUGUGUGUCUAGUGAAACUACCGGAUAAUCAGUGCUCACUUGAUUUUUUUUGGUCAAAAUUAUUCAUAAUCAUGAAACAUGGACAGAAAACAAAAACUAAAACGCGACGACUAUGGAAAAAGGACAAUGUAGAACUGGAAGGCCAUACCUCAUUUUCCUUCUGUGUGCCUCAGUCCAUGUGCAAAACUGUGAACCACAGCCCAAAGAAGACUGGAAAGUGGUUUCAUGUUUAUUUUACAUUUCUUUCAUUUUAAAUAUUUUCUUCAUUUGUCUAUACUUUUUUGUUUUAUGCUGACUCAGCAUCCAUCUUGACAGUAUCAGCACUCUGGUAUUGUUGAAUUUAUCACCCCUUUCCCUGAAAAUGCCAGUUGAACAAUUUUUAGUCCAGUGCUCCAGGUGGCCUCUGUUUGGGUUGGUUCCCAGGUCUGAUGUUUGAGGUCUGUGCGCGUUACUAAUAAAAGAACUCGUCUGAUUCGCCUGCCCUGCCCAGCUCGUUCGGCCAUGUGAACGUGGUGUUGGUGUCAUUUCGGGUGUGCAAGGUGAGCUGUCCCACUGCAGUCUUAUUGAAGAACCACCUUCCAUCUCAUUAUGGUUACUGGGUUAAGUGGAGCCCUGUACUAAAAGUAUUGUGAUGGUAAAGUGGGUAUUUUGUUUAGUAGGUCUGUUUCAGGCAUCAGAUUGGGUCUUGUUCCAUGGUGGUGUUAGAGGUAGGGAGACUCGACACGAACGCUGAAAAUGACCUCUCAGAGCUACGCCGUCGCCCUGACGUGACAGUCCACACUUUGGCAACUUGACUUACCCCAAGUGUGUAAGAUUAAUGGAUCUAUUGAUUAUGAUGAUGAAUAACAAAGUAAUGAGAUGCAGCAUCUCUUUCCUUGAAAGACUUGGAACAGCAGUCAUUAAAGUGUGUACUUUGGGGUGUGAGCGGUAUGAUUCAUCUCAGUUGAAGUCGCAUUUGAACUCUAUAGUUGAGGUGCGCGUGAGUCUUUGGCCUUCGGGCCGGUGCAUGUUGUAAAUCUUGCACUAUUACCGUUCGCUGCUUUCGUUUGUUACCGCCAUUAAUUUAAUUACGCUUUUUACACAGCUGUAUAUUUUAGUAUCGUAACUGAAGGUGAGCUGCUCCAGCAGUUCGUCAAACUGCAACCACAAGCCUACAGCUUACAAGGUUUUAACCGCUACGCCCCCUGCUGCCCUCUUCACGUUUAAUAGUGCUAACGCCUGCUGCUGCAAGCAACUUCAGUAGCUUAGUAGUCCUGUCAAAUGAGAGCAUUUGUGUUGCAGUUUAAAGAUAAGCUGUAGUGAGCGUUAAGCCUUUGUGUUUCUACAGUAUAUUAAAAAUGCGAACACGUAGAUCCCCGCGAACACCCCGUGACAAGUCACAUGGCAGGUCCUCAUCACCACCUCUUCUGCUUUCUCCUUCCGCCUUUCCGGAAACGACAGAACAUAUCAAAACAAAAUAGUCCCCGUUUGAAAGGUACAGAAUAGAUGUUAAUUUCGACAAUGGGCAACAAGUCAGCGUGACUGCACGUAACCAUAGUGAUCAAGCUAGUACAUUCCAACUUUCAGUGUAGCGCAGUGCAAGGAGUUUAAGUAUUUCCAACGUCUUACACUGACUCUCGACUACGCAUCCAGCAGUUAGAAAUGCAGUUAGCGCAGACGAAUUUCUGGCGUACAGACGUCAAACGUCAGAGAGCGGAAGCCGGAAGUGAUGCUUGGGAGGCGUGGAAGAGGUCACGAGGAGCGCGUCACGUCUGAUUCGUCAUUGGUGACGUUGUUUUUCAGCCAAAGCGACUGAUGGCAGAAAAACUGGAAAAGUAGCCUGCCUCAUUUGAACAGGUGGUGCGUUUUCUUACUAUUAUAAUAAACAAACACAUAAAGGUUACCACAAUAAGUUACUGUGCUAUCAAACAUGUCACAUUUGGAAUUCCACGGGGUUUAGUUUUGAAAAUGCUACCGGCCUAAAUGAUAUUAAUUUUGGAACUUUGUAAAAAAAAACAAUUGCAAAAUGAUCACAUUUCACUUGGCAUACACACAGAAAUCGGGGCCGCUUCCGCAAACAAACAGGUCGGGGUUUCCCAGAGCCGCGCGCCGCUGAAAUGCGCCGUCUGCGUAGCCGCGCAGCCAAUGGGCUUC
This is a messenger RNA of Scleropages formosus (Asian bonytongue), 4092 nucleotides long. Its product is annotated as CTD nuclear envelope phosphatase 1A-like. Gene Ontology annotation, molecular function: phosphatase activity. The record is from RefSeq and is a predicted model, not a curated record. Lineage: Eukaryota; Metazoa; Chordata; Actinopteri; Osteoglossiformes; Osteoglossidae. The coding region runs from base 511 to 1248 and encodes 245 amino acids. The transcript is spliced from 9 exons.